This is a messenger RNA of Microthlaspi erraticum, 1161 nucleotides long. Lineage: Eukaryota; Viridiplantae; Streptophyta; Magnoliopsida; Brassicales; Brassicaceae. The record is from the annotation of a GenBank genome assembly.
AUGCCAACGGUUGCUGAUUCCUAUGGCUCUCAUGGUAGCCAAAUGAAACAAGAGCAUCCUUCUUCAUUUACACAGGGGAUAAAGAUGGUGAUGAAAAGUGUGGAUUUACGCUCAGACACGGUUACUAAACCGACCGAUGCGAUGCGGGAAGCAAUGUGUAAUGCAGAGGUGGACGAUGACGUCCUCGGCUACGACCCAACGGCUCGACGUCUUGAAGAGGAGAUGGCUAAGAUGAUGGGGAAAGAAGCGGCUCUGUUCGUGCCAUCUGGUACAAUGGGGAACCUGAUAAGCGUGAUGGCUCACUGCGACGUGAGAGGCAGCGAAGUGAUUCUUGGCGACAACUGUCACAUCCAUGUUUACGAGAACGGAGGGAUAUCAACAAUCGGUGGAGUGCAUCCCAAGACUGUCAAGAAUGAAGAAGACGGGACCAUGGACUUGGCUGCCAUUGAAGCAGCCAUUAGAGAUCCUAAAGGAAGCACGUUUUAUCCAUCGACAAGGCUGAUUUGUCUGGAGAACACACACGCCAACUCUGGCGGGAGAUGUUUGAGCGUUGAAUACACAGAGAGAGUUGGAGAGAUUGCCAAGAGACAUGGUUUGAAGCUUCAUAUCGAUGGAGCUCGGAUUUUCAAUGCUUCCGUCGCACUUGGAGUUCCAGUACAUAGGCUUGUAAAGGCUGCUGACUCUGUUUCGGUGUGUCUCUCAAAAGGUCUUGGAGCUCCGAUAGGAUCUGUGGUCGUUGGUUCGCUGAGUUUCAUAGAGAAAGCCAAGAUAUUAAGGAAAACAUUGGGUGGUGGAAUGAGACAAAUAGGGAUUCUGUGCGCAGCCUCUUUGGUCGCACUCCAAGAGAACCUUCCAAAGCUACAACUUGACCACAAGAAGGCUAAAAUGUUAGCUGAAGGGUUGAAUCAAGUGAAAGGGAUCAGAGUAAACGUUGCAGCCGUGGAGACCAACAUGAUAUUCAUCGAUAUGGAGGAUGGUUCAAAACUUACCGCUGAGAAACUGCGCAAGAGUCUAGCCGAGUUUGGCAUUCUCGUCAUCCCGGAAAACUCAUCCCGGAUCAGAAUGGUGAUACACCACCAGAUAACAGCAAGCGAUGUGCAUUACACAUUGUCUUGCUUACAACAAGCAGUGCAAACGGUAGAGGAACCAACCCGAAUCUAA